Messenger RNA from Toxotes jaculatrix (banded archerfish), 2232 nucleotides. RefSeq names its product progesterone receptor membrane component 2 (gene pgrmc2). The record is from RefSeq and is a predicted model, not a curated record. Gene Ontology annotation, cellular component: endomembrane system; membrane. The transcript has 3 exons. NCBI's taxonomy places the organism in Eukaryota, Metazoa, Chordata, Actinopteri, Toxotidae. Bases 15 to 611 code for a protein of 198 amino acids.
GCUAACCGUGCAGUAUGGCGGACGAUGGAGACAGUUCGAGCGGACCAGUUGACACAAGCGGCGGGCAGGGGGCAGCGGAUGAGUCGGACGGGCUCGGCCUCGGCGGGAUGUUGCUGAAUAUCGGUAUUUUGGUUCUGGUGGUGGCGGUCUGUCUGGCGGUGUACCGGCGGUGGGGCAGGCGGCUCGGCUCCGACGCGGCCCAGGGCGACGAGGCCUCGGCGCUUCCCAAGAUGAGGAGACGGGACUUCACUCUGGAGCAGCUGCGGGAGUACGACGGACUCCAGAACCCUCGCAUCCUGAUGGCUGUCAACAUGAAAGUUUUCGACGUGACCAGCGGAAAAAAGUUUUACGGGAAAGAUGGUCCUUAUGGCAUUUUCGCGGGCCGGGAUGCUUCAAGAGGCCUGGCCACCUUCUGCCUGGAGAAAGACGCCCUGAGGGACGAGUAUGACGACUUAUCAGACCUCAACGCUGUACAGAUGGAGAGCGUGAGGGAGUGGGAGAUGCAGUUCAUGGAAAAAUACGAUUACGUCGGGAGGUUGCUGAAGCCCGGAGAUGAGCCAUCGGAGUACACGGACGAGGAAGACAUCAAGGACCACCUGAAACACGACUGAGCGGUUCCAUCACACCGACCAAAGCCAGGAGCCCCAAACAGCUGCGUCAGACCGCCCCAGCCCCCCAGACCUCCUCCUCCUCCUCCUGCCCCAUCAAUCUACCUGCCGUUUUCUUCGCCUGCCCCGCUCCCCAGACUCUUCACCGCCUGAAGCUGUCCGAUGCCGUGGCUGUUCUGGAAGGACAGGACUCAAGUCUGAACACCCAGACCUCCUUCCCUCUUCAUCCUGCAGAGAUUACCAACAACAGAAAGCAAUUGGAAACCUUAGAGGAGGGGCUUUUUUAACGACAGCGAACACGUAUGGUUGGGGGAGGUUGUGCCAUUAGAUGUAUCUGAAACAAAACCACAAAAUAUUGUUUGUUUGUUUUUUUUCUUUUGGGGGCGGGGUCAUUGUGGUCGCCGCUGAGCGCUGGGUGGAGGUUGGUCAGAGUUAGUCAGAAACACACUGGUCAGAGAUGAUCAGUGGAUCGGGAUGGGGAAACAGAUUUCUCUCUCUUUUUAUCUGUGGUUUAGUCACAUUGCAACUGAAACUGCUUCAGCUUCGGACAGCUUAUCAAUCAAUCACUUCUGUUUUAUGUUCAAAUCACCCCCCUCCCCCCCCUUGUUGAGAGGGCAGUGCUGUGGCCUAACCAAAGGUAAUUGGCGGGGCGUCGCAUUUUCCUGUUGUGUUUGUAGUGUAUGCACUACUAGUUUUCUUUGUUUGUCACCAUGUGAUUGUAUUUGUUGAGUAGCAUAGAGGGAGGGAGAGGAAGGCUUCUUCUUUUUUUUUUUGUUUUGUUUUUUGUUUUUUUUUUGAAUGGGGUGGGGUUGGGGGGGGGGUCAAAGGUCCUUGCCAUAUGAAACCUGUUUUGCAUCACAUCAGAUGGACUGAAUCACUGAUCGGGAAUACAAAGGGAAGGUGAUAAGGCAGUCCUAAUCAAUCGACUCAAUUGUUUACAUGCCUCACAAGCCAGCUGCAAGUCUGUAGAUUCCCCUGAAAAUGGUCCAAGUAUUAAUUGUGCCUUAUUUUGUUUGCUGUGUCAGUCCUGACUGGUCUAGCGGAGGAGGUGAGCGAAGGGAUGGAUGGAGGUGUUGGUUUUUCCUAGACUCGGUGCCCCAGACUUUAAAGAAGGCAUACGUUCUCUGACAGUCGUCCUCGCACAGACUGUAAUAUUUCCCCACUUCACAAACUUUGUAAAUAGACCGUAUCAAUUACUCAGUGUUACUGCCAUAUUUAUGUAGUUGAUGAACUCCAUAUACGUAUAAUGCUAUGUCGUAUUGGCCAAAACCCCCAUGGUUUGUGUUUUUUUUUUUUUUCCUUUUUGUUUGUUUUUUUUUCUCCUUUCAGUUCUGAACUUCUUUUUAAACGUGUGUGAAUUUCCAAAAAAAAGAAGAAAAAAAAAGGAGCGUUGCAAAGUGCUGCAGGGCGGGACCGGGAGCUGUUCUUGCGAAUUUUUUUCGGAGACGUUGCUUAUCCUGUAAAUAUAUCUAUCAUUUUAUUAAAGCAUGUGCAACAACAAAGUCAGCUAUGCCGAAUUCCCACCACGUCAUGUAUUUAAAUGUUGGGUGUGUGUGUGUGCGUGUCUGCGUGACAGAGGCAGGAAGGGAUUUGUUCAUGCAUAAUAAAUCGAUUUGGUUAAUAA